AUGGUUUGCAAAGAGGACGUGGUAUCAUGGUUUAAAGAAUUGGAAAGCUAUAAACGCAUAGACGCAAUGUGUACAUUGUUAAACAUGUGCUUACCAUUCGAACUGCGCUUUAUUGGCACGUAUUUAGAAGAGCUCGGUAAGCGGGACUUUCAGGAGUUGCGUGGUGCCGAACUUAGAGCCAACAAUCCCACAGAUCUGGCUGCGGACAUCGGCGGCGCUAACACAGAUCCAAGAACACGGCGAAAAAUGGCCUUAUAUGUUUCAUUGUUACGUUCCUGUAAUUUUGCUUGUGCCACCACAUUGUAUAAUGCUAUGGUCAGUUUAGAGCAGAGUGGCUUAAUAAAGGGUUUGUAUGGCGAUCUUUUGGAGGAAAUUUUAUUAUUAUAUACCAUGGCAUUACAUCAUCCUGCCUUUACUUUCGACCAGAAAUCACAUUUUGGUGAGAUAUUAGAUAAAUUGAAGCUUGAAGAUCAUCGGACACACUACCAAGAACAGCAAGAUCAUAUUAACGUACCACCUGUGAGUGGAUGUCAUAAUCAAUCAAGUAUCACACCUAAUAUGUCAGUUCCACCACCUAAUUUGUCUAGCUUGGGGCCACCACCUGGUAUCAUGUUUGUUAAAACGCCUGGGGUACAGCCUACAAGUACAGAUACUGUUGGCGACCUCAGCUCCCCUCCAGUAUUGAGUGGGACUGGUGCUGUAGUACCAAUGCUUGGGGAAGUGCCUCACCCACCACCUGGCUUGCCACUGCCACAAUACAACAUGGGAGAAUUUAUGGGACAACAUACAUGGCCAGCUAAUAUUAUUGUUUCACCACUCAGCCAACCUAUGGAGGUCAUCAAUUAUCCAACUGGUGUAGGAGCGCCACAAUCGCCACUAGUAUCUUCUCCAGGUGGUAGUAGAGCAGGAUCACCGAGAGCUCGUCGGCGACUUUCACGAGAACGCUCACCACCCUUACCACCACUUCCAACGAGUGUCUCUGAGCAAUCACCUUUGCAACACCUCACCACCAACUUUGAAAAUCUAACAGUAGCAGAGAUACGGCAUAAUAUCGGAGAAGAGAGGUUACGAGAAAUAAGUGCCGUUCAUCAACAAUACCGGUCAUUAGAAAAGUUGAAUGGUGUAAGAAGACGAGCAGGUGCCUACAUCCCCCCCACGCGCUCGUCUUCCGACAGCGGGUCGAGCGCGGCGUCGUCGCCGCCGGGCACGCCCGCGCCGCCGCCGCGCAGAGCCACGCCUUCGGCUCCCUCUGCCCCUUCAGUACCCAAUGCGCCUCCACCUGUCCCCUUUUUACCAUACCCCCGACCAUACGCCUAUCCCACUCCCCCACCAGCCUACCGACCGCCACCGCAGCCAUACGCGAAUGGUGAACCUCCGCCUUACCCCACCCCAGCUCCGUAUGCUGGUUUUGUUCCCGUUUUAUAUGCUCCCCCUAAAUUAUCAUGUUGGAACUGUGGUGGAGCAGGUCACGCCGGUCACGAGUGCAAGGAGCCUAGCAUGGAGGAGAUGACUCGAGCGGGUGGAUACCAAUUGGAUUUCGGAGGAGCUCCCCCAGAAUCGACGGAAAAGUAG
Parnassius mnemosyne (clouded apollo) is the source of this 1572-nucleotide messenger RNA. The record is from the annotation of a GenBank genome assembly. Lineage: Eukaryota; Metazoa; Arthropoda; Insecta; Lepidoptera; Papilionidae.